AUGGUCAACGUGGAGCGCGGUCGGGUCUUCCAACUUGAGCAGAACGAGAGGAAACCGGUUCGAGUUAACUCCAAGCGAGACUCGGGUUGCGGUUCUCGUCGGCGAGGCGGGACCGAGUCGGAGCCGAUUUACGAGCUGGCGAAGGCCCACGUGAUGGAGCGGCUCAACGGGACGUGUAGGGACGCUGUGGCGAGGGUGGAGGGGAGAGGGGCAUGCAAGGAAAGGCGGCCGUUCUUCCUCAAGACGCACAAGACGGGGGGGAGUAGCGUGCAGAACGUCGUGUUUCGACGGGGCUGGAUUCGGGGGUGGGACGUCCUGAUGCCCCCGGAGGGGUCGUACUUGGGGCAUCCGCGGAGCUUCGUUCGUGAGAUGGUGGACGGGGACCUCAGGAAGGUGUUCGGGAGGUUCGACGCGUUCGCGUCUCACGCUCGGCUGAACGUGCCGGAGUUCAAGGCGGUCGUGAGGGAAGACGCCGUGUGGUUCACCAUCCUGAGAGAGCCGACCCAGCUCUUCGUCAGCCUCUUCGAGUACUAUAACCUGCAGAAGUGGAUAAAAGAGACUUUGGAGAGCCUCCUCAACAUGGACCUGGAAGAGAUGAAGCGCAAGACCUCUCGUGAAAACCGCUCGACCCGACACGGCCGCAAUCAGAUGGCCUUUGACCUUGGACUGUCGCCAGAGUAUUUUGACAAUGCCAGCGCAGUUGAUGCAUUCGUCCGAGAACUCAACUCAACCUUUGACCUCAUCCUCAUCAUGGAGAGAUUUUCAGAGUCCCUCGUGCUUCUGCGACGAGCCCUCUGCUGGUCUGUUCAUGACAUGAUUGCUUUCCCAAUGAAUCAACUCUUGAAAGGGAAACCCAAGCCCAAGGUAACUGAGAAGCUGACAGUGCUCAACAGAGCAGAUUUUCAAAUUUACCACACUUUUCAUAGCAAAUUUAAUGAGGCAGUCUUAGCACUUGGAGAUGAGAUGCAAGAUGAACUCGAAGCUCUUUCCUGUGCAACUGAAGCCUGGAGGGAAGAAUGCGGGCUUCAGCGCAUUAAGGGGACAGACCUAAUCAGGCCAGUACGACCAUAUGGUCAAACCUGGGGAUACUCAGUUAGUCCAAAGCACCAUGAAAGCGAGGAAAUCUGCUACCUUUUUGCCACUAGUGAACUCCCAUUCCUCAAAUUGCUUCAUGCUAGGCAAACCAUCAGAGCCACAAAAGCAGGGCUGUCUCAAUAA
Messenger RNA from Darwinula stevensoni, 1218 nucleotides. Lineage: Eukaryota; Metazoa; Arthropoda; Ostracoda; Podocopida; Darwinulidae. The record is from the annotation of a GenBank genome assembly.